AUGACAAUACACUUCAGUCAAACAUCCAUCCAGUCAACCAUCCAUCCAUCCACACUUCUAUCAACACUUGAAUCAAUUGUCCAACCAUCCAAUCAAUCAACAAUCCUUUCAAUUCAAUCAACCGCUUCCAGUCUGACUGUGGCGGGCUUUGGCUUCAGGACAAUCGGUAGACUGGUCAAGCAACCACUUCGAGCAACCACUUCGAGCACCCACUUCGACCGUCCCUUAAAACCAACCCACCGAACGAACAACAUCCACCAGUCUGACCGUGGCGGGCUUCGGCUUCAGGACAAUCGUCUAACCGUGGCGGGCUUCAGAGCUUCAGGACAAUCGGCAGACUGGUGGCAGCCCCUUCUACCAACCAUCCAACUCGAUCACCCAUCUCAAUUACCCACCUCAAUUACCCACCUCAAUUACCCACCUCAAUUACCCACCUCGAUGGACAACAUCCGCCAGUCUGACCGUGGCGGGCAUCGGCUUCAGGACAAUCGGCAGACUGGUCAACAAUCCACUUUGACGAUCCACUUCAAUUUGAACAAGCAUCCACGUUCUCAUACCCGUCCACUUCAAUCAAGAAUCCACUUUAAACAAACGUCCACAAUCGACCAUCCAUAUUAA
Molecule: messenger RNA, 618 nt
Organism: Penicillium crustosum
Lineage: Eukaryota; Fungi; Ascomycota; Eurotiomycetes; Eurotiales; Aspergillaceae
Exons: 3
Coding region: 1-618 (205 amino acids)
Source: RefSeq, a predicted model, not a curated record